Molecule: messenger RNA, 483 nt
Organism: Blastomyces gilchristii SLH14081
Lineage: Eukaryota; Fungi; Ascomycota; Eurotiomycetes; Onygenales; Ajellomycetaceae
Exons: 2
Source: RefSeq, a predicted model, not a curated record
AAUCUUCACACAUUGACAGAUUCACAUCUGCUGAUGAUAGUGAACUCAAUAUUGAAUCAUUGAUUGAGAACUUGAAGAACAUGAUAAUGAAGGAAUUAUUCAUGUCAUGUAUAAUCAGGUCUUUCACAUCUCUCUCUGCCUUCUCUGUUUCUUUCUCUGCCACUUCCUCUCAAUCUUCUACACCUGCUUCUAUGUCUGGUUCUCCUGCUUUCACUACCUCUGUUCCCGCGACCCUCACUUCUGCUACUUCUGGUUUUAUUAUCUCUGCUUUCAUUAUCAGCUCUUCUUAUUUCAAGAAGAUAUUGUGUAGACUUAAUAAAUCAUGUUUCUCAGCAUUUACUUCAGUGUCAGAGAUUAUUCUAAUUGAAGAUGAUAAUAUCACUGAGACUACUUUCUUCUACUCUCAAGCUUCUUCUGUCACUUUCUCUCCCUUCUCUGCAGAGAAGAUUGUGCACACAUCAGAUUAUAAGCAUUCAGCUCUGA